Globicephala melas (long-finned pilot whale) is the source of this 2888-nucleotide messenger RNA. It is a transcript of the gene GTF2E1, whose product is annotated as general transcription factor IIE subunit 1. Gene Ontology annotation, cellular component: transcription factor TFIIE complex. Gene Ontology annotation, biological process: transcription open complex formation at RNA polymerase II promoter; transcription initiation at RNA polymerase II promoter. The record is from RefSeq and is a predicted model, not a curated record. NCBI's taxonomy places the organism in Eukaryota, Metazoa, Chordata, Mammalia, Artiodactyla, Delphinidae.
CCCUGUUCCUUGUUCUCGGUUCCCUGGCCCGGCGCCGCCUUUCAGGGUGUCUUCUCCUUUUCGCUCCUUUCUCCAUAGCUAGCCUCCUCCCCCUUAGCUGCUCUCUUGACUCGGUUCUCUUCUUGGUUUCCAAAGAACUAUUGACCCGGAGCGGCCCAUGUGCGACCUCGGUACAUUUAAAGUUGAAGUUUGCUGCUAAAGAUGGCAGAUCCAGAUGUCCUCACCGAGGUUCCUGCAGCUUUGAAGCGGUUAGCCAAGUAUGUGAUCCGGGGGUUUUAUGGCAUUGAGCAUGCUUUGGCCUUGGACAUCUUGAUCCGAAACCCCUGUGUGAAAGAGGAGGACAUGCUGGAGCUGCUCAAGUUUGAUCGGAAGCAACUUCGAUCAGUCUUGAAUAAUUUAAAGGGAGACAAAUUCAUCAAGUGCAGAAUGAGGGUAGAGACUGCUGCAGAUGGGAAAACCACUCGCCACAACUACUACUUUAUCAAUUAUCGUACUCUUGUUAAUGUGGUAAAAUAUAAAUUGGACCACAUGAGAAGGAGGAUUGAAACUGAUGAGAGAGAUUCCACCAACCGGGCUUCCUUCAAAUGUCCCGUCUGUAGUAGUACUUUUACAGAUUUAGAAGCUAAUCAGCUCUUUGAUCCCAUGACAGGAACUUUCCGCUGUACUUUUUGCCAUACAGAGGUAGAAGAAGAUGAAUCAGCAAUGCCCAAAAAAGAUGCACGCACACUUUUGGCAAGGUUUAAUGAACAAAUUGAGCCCAUUUAUGCUUUGCUUCGAGAGACAGAGGAUGUGAACUUGGCCUAUGAAAUACUUGAGCCAGAACCCACAGAAAUACCAGCCCUGAAACAGAGCAAGGACCGUGCAGCAACUGCUGCUGCAGCUGCUGGCCUGGCAGGUGGGCACCACCGGGAAGCAUGGGCCACCAAGGGUCCCUCUUAUGAGGACUUAUACACUCAGAAUGUUGUCAUUAACAUGGAUGACCAAGAAGAUCUUCAUCGAGCCUCACUGGAGGGGAAAUCUGCCAAAGAGAGACCUAUUUGGUUAAGAGAGAGCACUGUCCAAGGAGCAUAUAGUUCUGAAGAGAUGAAGGAAGGUGGCUUAGAUAUAGACUCGUUUCAGGAGCGUGAGGAAGGCCGUGCGGGGCCAGAUGAUAAUGAGGAGGUCAUGCGAGCACUGCUCAUUCAUGAGAAGAAGACCCCCUCUGCCACAGCAGGCUCAGUGGGGGCAGCUGCUCCUGUGACCACUGCCAAUGGCAGUGACUCUGAGAGUGAGACCAGUGAGUCAGACGAUGACUCUCCACCCUGUGCUACAGCUGUGGCUGCACAUCAUGGGGAAGAGGAUGAGGAAGAUGAUGAAUUUGAGGAAGUAGCAGAUGACCCCAUUGUCAUGGUGGCUGGCCGUCCGUUCUCCUACAGCGAAGUGAGCCAGAAGCCAGAGCUGGUGGCCCAAAUGACACCAGAUGAAAAGGAAGCAUACAUAGCAAUGGGACAACGCAUGUUUGAGGACCUCUUUGAGUGAGCUUUCCCUACCUUUUCCUCCUUUCUCUAAUGUGCAUUUAAAAAGAAAUUCCCUACCUUUGAAGAAAAGUGUUCAGUGGCCUUCUGCCUCUCUUGAUGUAAAUCAACUGUUAAUCUUGUGCAAAGAGUAAUGGGAGAGAGAGAAAGUUUGAUUUUUAUGCCAGAAACUUCUCCACGAGGUAGGUUGGCUAUAAGCAUACCCUUUCCUAUUACUACAGUAUUAAUAUUUUGCUGUAUUUCCCUAUCUCACCUUUUUUCUUUCCCUUUUAAGACACAUUUUUCUCCCUUCUGAAAUGAGUGAGAGAAGUCUAAAGGUAAAUUCUUCAUGUCUGCCUGUAGAAGCCCACUUUGAUAGGUUACAGUAAUUCAUUGAUCACAUCCUUUUUAUUUAUUCUGACCAAGCAUUCCAAAAAGCUCCUGAUAUUGCUGCCAACCAAGCAGCUUGGCAACAGGCAAAUCAUUGAUGAAGGAAAUAAAAAAAUCUUAAAGCUUCAUAUUGCUUCACAGUUUAGGAUGGAGUCGAUAUGUAAGGGGAGGUGGGAGUGCGUGUGGAAGAAGGAUGGUUAUGCGUAAAUCUCACGAUUAAUAUCUAAACCAAAAUUGGUGUCUUUAGAACUGACUUGACUGACAGAUAUUAUUGUUGUGCAUAAUGCCUUUUGGUUUGUAUGUUAGGUAAUAGAAAACAGAAAGUGUGUUUGGUAAGCCCUUAGGAAGAAAUUAGAGAAAAAACACAGACUUAGGAUAAGGAGUCCAUGUAAGGGGUUGAAGAGUGGAGAGCAUUGGGAACAGUACCCUUUAACAUUGUCUGAGUGUGUGCUGAUUUGGGAAUCCUUUAUAUAAAGCUGAGACUGGUCCCCUUCUUUUUCAGUUCUUCCACAGUGCUAUAAAUUGUUUAAAGAGGCCAUUCCAGCAGAAAUCAGCAUAUAACAAUUGAUUACUCCUCUCUCUUUUUUUUUUCUCUCAACAUUAUUGAUGACCUUGUCUCUUUUGAUUCUUGUCAGGAAUGGUAUUUUAGAGUGCAUCCAGUAUAUCAUUGAGCAUUGUAACCUCAAGAAAAAUACUUUAUUUUUGGUUCUGAUAUGUAGUAUGGUAUUAUUCCUUAAGGCAGAACUUUAAAGAACUUUCAUACAAAGGUCUACAACAAUUGUAUUUUUUAUAAUAUUUUCCCUUGCAUUGUCAUUUUAAGUAUUUAUCAUUUUAUAGUACAUGUGUAAAGUUGAGGUAGAUUUUAAACAUCUGAGCCUUGUAUAAAGUAAUGGUUCAUUUACCUGGGUUGUAUUAUGACUGAAUAUUGACAAUAAAUCUAUUUUAUACUGACUGAAAUUUGUUAAUCUAGCUCUGUAACAUCUUUACAUAAUUAAAAUGAAUACU